CCGGUACCUCCCUCUCUUCGCCCCGGUGUAUGUACACAGUACAGUAAUGGUGGCUCGAUAUACAAAUUACAGCCCCUGCUCCAGGCUCGUCUUCUCGAUUGCAUUUCAGCAAGGCGCAUUUGAAGCACUGAUCUCUGAUCCCUGGAGACCUCCCGGCUACCUGUGUCUGGCAGUGAAGCUGCUAGAAUUUGUCUGUUAAACAGCAGCUCAGAUCUGUAGCACAAGGCUUUCAGGAGCUUUUGCUCGUAGGUUUAGCGUCCAUUGCGUUGAAAAACGGGGCUGCUUCAAGGAAGUAAUUUAUGCGGCGGUGUCAGCUGGCAGAACGCGCUUAGAAGGUGCACAGGUGUUCUUAUAUACAGGCGGUGUAGCGGUCAAUCCUGCAAAAAAAAUCAACUGCAGAUACUGGGGACGUUUGGGCCUGAUUGCGAUGGACUACUCUACCCCUGCCAUCAAGAACAUCCUGCUUCUAGAUUCUGAAGGAAAGCGCGUUGCGGUCAAGUAUUUUGACCAUGAGGACUGGCCAAACAUCACGACGCAGACCGCUUUUGAGAAGUCUGUCUUCACAAAAACAUCGCGCACUGCAGCACGGGGGGAAGCGGAGAUUGGCAUGUUUGAUGGGUACAUCGUGGUGUACAAGUUCAUCGCAGACCUGCACUUCUAUGUCACUGGGGGAGACGAUGAGAAUGAGCUCAUUCUCGUUACUGUUCUGCAAGCUUUCUUCGACGCAGUCUCAUUGCUGCUCAGGAGUCAAGUGGAAAAGAAGACCGUUCUAGAAAAUCUGGACCUAGUUCUUCUCACCCUUGACGAGAUUGUUGAUGGAGGGAUUGUGCUGGAGACGGAUUCCACCAUCAUCGCAGGCCGAGUGGCAAUGAGGGGCGCCGACUCCGACAUUCCCCUUUCUGAACAGACCAUCUCACAAGCUUUUGCCAACGCAAAGGAGCAGCUUGCAAGAUCUUUGCUCAAGUAGCUCCCUUGAAGAGGAGUUCCGCCUUUACCUUCCCUUAUCUGUUCGUACCGAGUAUGAGAUGUAUACUCCCUUGCCGGAUUGUAAAACAGGACGCCUAGGUACUUCCUGGUCAUCAAGAUGCAGGUGGCGGCGGAUUGAUGCAAUUUUCAUGUUCUAAAGCUCGAAUUAUAUUGCAACAUCUAGAUCUACAAAGUUCUAUGCCAGCAUGGUGCGGCAGGGCCGGCCAGGGUUGAGUGACGUGUCAGUAAGUGGGCUGUUCUUUUGUAUCUCUGGCCAUUGUUCUAUGCAUAGCUAGACAGAGCUCGAAAACACCGUCCACGGCUUUCAUUCUGUGUGCAGCACUUGGCUAUAGCUAGGCUUGCAUCAAACAUGAGAAGAUGUCUCCAGCAUGGCUCUUGUGUACUGGAACAAUUCACUGAGUAGUUCAAGCAAAUGCUCAUGGUCAAUCAGACUCGCCAAGGUUUGGUGGUCUCUUCUUAGAUAUAAUAGCGUCG
Molecule: messenger RNA, 1461 nt
Organism: Klebsormidium nitens
Lineage: Eukaryota; Viridiplantae; Streptophyta; Klebsormidiophyceae; Klebsormidiales; Klebsormidiaceae
Source: the annotation of a GenBank genome assembly